AUGCCCCGGGCGGUUGGCACCUUGGAGUGGCGGUCCCGAGCCAACGCCGCUGCCGGACCUAGCAUCGAGGCUCGGCCUGCCGAGGAGGAGGUUCGGAUGGCGGUCGUGGUCCCCCCUCUCGCUCCUCCUGCCCCAUCCUCCCCUUCGGCCCCUUCCCCAGCGCCCAGAGAAGCAACACCAUCCCCCCUUUCUGCUCCUCCUCCUGCCCCUCCAGCUCCCUCCCAAGAACUUGUACUGGCAUACUUUUGCCUCUUUCCAGUCCCUCCCUCUCCACUUCCCCAUUCACCUUUCCCCCCCACGCCACUCACACCUCCUCCCCCUCCCCUUCCCCUCCCCAAGCCUCCUCCCCUUCCGCCACCUCCCCUUUUUCCCCCUCUCGUCCGCAUGCGCUCCCCAUGGUGUAGCUCCCCUUCCCCCUGCGCACCCCCCUCCUCGUCCCCCCAAUCCCCCCACUCCCCCUCCUCCCCCUCGCGCGGCACCGGCUUCCUUCUUCCAACCCCAUCUUUCCAUGACGUGGCGGCGGCAGUUGCUGACGUGCCGAUGGAUGCUGGUGACGUGGACGACGACGACGCCGCGCUGGACGGUUCCGGAGGGAAUGACAUCGUGACAUGUGGCAGUGACAGCUCAACGAACUGA
This is a messenger RNA of Closterium sp. Naga37s-1, 636 nucleotides long. The record is from the annotation of a GenBank genome assembly. Lineage: Eukaryota; Viridiplantae; Streptophyta; Zygnematophyceae; Desmidiales; Closteriaceae.